AUGGCUCCAGCCAUCGGUAUCGAUCUAGGUACAACCUACUCAUGUGUCGGCGUCUACCGAGACGACCGAAUCGAGAUCAUCGCCAAUGACCAGGGUAACCGAACCACUCCUUCGUUCGUCGCCUUUACAGACACCGAGCGUCUGAUUGGUGAUGCCGCGAAGAACCAAGUCGCCAUGAACCCCCACAACACUGUCUUCGAUGCGAAGCGGUUGAUUGGGCGGAAGUUCAGUGACCCUGAGGUCCAGGCCGAUAUCAAGCACUUCCCAUUCAAGGUCAUCGACAAGGGCGGCAAGCCUGUCAUCGAGGUGGAGUUCAAGGGCGAGACCAAACAAUUCACCCCAGAAGAGAUCUCAUCUAUGGUCCUGACCAAGAUGAGAGAGACUGCGGAAGCAUACCUUGGUGGCACUGUCAACAGCGCUGUCAUCACAGUCCCAGCAUACUUCAACGACUCUCAACGUCAAGCCACCAAGGAUGCUGGUCUCAUUGCCGGUCUCAAUGUCCUACGUAUCAUCAACGAACCCACUGCUGCCGCCAUUGCCUACGGUCUGGACAAGAAGGCCGAGGGUGAGCGCAAUGUCCUCAUCUUCGAUCUUGGUGGUGGUACUUUUGAUGUUUCCCUCUUGACCAUCGAAGAGGGUAUCUUCGAAGUCAAGGCCACUGCUGGUGACACUCACUUGGGUGGUGAGGACUUCGAUAACCGUCUGGUCAACCACUUUGUCCAAGAGUUCAAAAGAAAGCAUAAGAAAGACCUGAGCACCAACCCGAGAGCUCUACGUCGUCUGAGAACUGCUUGCGAACGUGCCAAGCGCACUCUGUCUUCAUCUGCCCAAACCUCUAUUGAGAUCGACUCCCUCUACGAGGGUAUCGACUUCUACACCUCGAUCACUCGGGCACGCUUCGAAGAGCUAUGCCAGGAUCUCUUCCGAUCUACCAUGGAGCCCGUCGAGCGCGUAUUGCGCGACGCCAAGAUCGACAAGUCCUCGGUUCACGAGAUCGUCUUGGUCGGUGGUUCCACUCGUAUUCCAAAGAUCCAGAAGAUGGUUUCGGACUUCUUCAACGGCAAGGAGCCCAACCGUUCGAUCAACCCUGAUGAGGCUGUCGCCUAUGGUGCUGCAGUCCAAGCCGCCAUCUUGUCCGGUGACACCUCAUCCAAGUCCACUAACGACAUUCUGCUCCUCGAUGUUGCGCCAUUGUCUCUCGGUAUCGAGACUGCUGGAGGUGUCAUGACUCCAUUGAUCAAGCGUAACACCACCAUCCCCACCAAGAAGUCCGAGACCUUCUCGACCUUCUCCGACAACCAACCUGGUGUGCUCAUCCAAGUCUACGAAGGUGAGCGUGCUCGUACCAAGGACAACAACCUUCUCGGCAAGUUCGAACUGUCUGGCAUCCCACCUGCGCCACGUGGUGUUCCCCAGAUUGAGGUCACCUUCGAUCUUGAUGCCAACGGUAUCAUGAACGUCUCCGCAGUCGAGAAGGGUACUGGCAAGUCCAACAAGAUUACCAUCACCAAUGACAAGGGUCGUCUGUCCAAGGAAGAAAUCGAGCGUAUGCUGGCUGAUGCCGAGAAGUACAAGGCCGAAGAUGAGGCCGAGGCUGCUCGUAUCUCUGCCAAGAACGGUCUUGAGUCCUACGCUUACUCGCUCAAGAACACUCUGUCCGACUCCAAGGUCGACGAGAAGCUCGAUGCCUCCGACAAGGAGAAGCUCAAGUCAGAGAUUGACAAGGUCAUCUCUUGGCUCGACGAGAACCAGACUGCCACCAAGGAGGAGUACGAAUCUCAACAGAAGGAGCUUGAGGGUGUCGCCAACCCGAUCAUGAUGAAGUUCUACGGUGCUGGUGGCGCUCCAGGUGGCAUGCCCGGUGCUGGUGGUCCAGGUGGAUUCCCAGGUGCCGGCGGUGCUCCAGGUGGCCAGGGUGGUGAUGACGGCCCAACUGUCGAAGAGGUCGACUAA
Messenger RNA from Exophiala dermatitidis NIH/UT8656, 1953 nucleotides. Its product is annotated as hsp70-like protein. The transcript has a single exon. Gene Ontology annotation, molecular function: ATP binding; ATP-dependent protein folding chaperone; misfolded protein binding. Gene Ontology annotation, biological process: protein refolding; vesicle-mediated transport; cellular response to unfolded protein. NCBI's taxonomy places the organism in Eukaryota, Fungi, Ascomycota, Eurotiomycetes, Chaetothyriales, Herpotrichiellaceae. The record is from RefSeq and is a predicted model, not a curated record. Bases 1 to 1953 code for a protein of 650 amino acids. Gene Ontology annotation, cellular component: plasma membrane; nucleus; cytosol.